This is a messenger RNA of Annulohypoxylon truncatum, 3151 nucleotides long. RefSeq lists its product as uncharacterized. The coding region runs from base 382 to 2535 and encodes 717 amino acids. Gene Ontology annotation, biological process: meiotic chromosome segregation. The transcript is spliced from 3 exons. NCBI's taxonomy places the organism in Eukaryota, Fungi, Ascomycota, Sordariomycetes, Xylariales, Hypoxylaceae. Gene Ontology annotation, cellular component: nucleus; chromosome, centromeric region. The record is from RefSeq and is a predicted model, not a curated record.
GUGUGUUACCUACAUAAAUGCUCUAGUGUGACGUGAACAUGUGCAUGCUACUGCGUAAUGUGGACAAAUCCCUGUACAGCCCCUGUAUAAAUAGGUGGUCAUAGCUCUGAACUAUAACCCAUUCGGAAGUUUGUUGAUAUUCACUGUGGAGACGGAUCCCUUGCCAACUCAUUUCGCCCACCAAAACUUUGAAAUUCUUCACCGCACCUCAAUAAACUACACCAACUUGCACCCAUCGUCUUGCAUGCUACUGCUCUCCGAAGGAGACUCUGGAUAUCCAUUCGCUGUUCACGGGGCUUUUUGCAUGAUUACCAAACUUCAAGAUUAUUGCUGGAAUAGUUAAAUAGCCUCAAAACUCCCGCCGCCUGAUGAAUCUUCACGAUGGCACGACUGAACGAACCAAUGGUGUCAACAGAUAGCGUUGAGACGCUGCGUCGAAAGUUUCUACGCCAGAAUCGCGACAUCGCACGAGUAAACUCGACUCAAUCGCUGAAAAUACGAUCCUUGGAAAAUGAAUGCGUCCGUCUUCUAUCCGAAAACCUCGACCUUCGGGGCCAGGUUUUGCGACUUCAGACCGAAUUAGAGGACAGCAAAGCUCAGAAAAUCGCCGAUCAUGCCCUCGAGAUUAAGGAGAAGAUGGAAGCGCAAUUAGCAGAAUGGGGAACUAUGCUUGCCAGUUUGGGACACGAACCGAUUCCUAAGAGCCGAUCGCCCAGAGAGCCUAAGAGGGCGAAACAUAGGUCUAAUAUUGGUCGCAUGAGUAUGUCUGAAUGGAAGAGAAGAGAUACAAUGAGCUCGAGCUCCAUGAAGGACUUAGAAGCCGCCGCUGCCCAAGAAGGCAGAUUGCCGCCCAUCUGGGAAAACAAGCCAUGUCCUCGUGAGACAUUAACCCGAGACGAGAUCUUGGCAUUACGUUCUGUAGUCGAUGAUAAUGACGAUUCUCCGGAUCUUGGACCUCCGCCUGUAUCACGAUUUGUUGAUGAAGAUCCCGUAAAGAUCGAUCUACCAGCCAGACGCCUCUUAAAUAAGCCGGAUUACUCGCCUCAGGACAAUGCGUCGUCUGAGCUUCAGGACAAGCCAGAAUUACCCCCUUCCCCUAAGGUCGAUGAACGAAAAGAUGAAGUAAUCAAUGAUGCGACUACCGUCAACGUCGAAUCCCAGGAGACUAGAGCAAAUAUUGCCGAUUCUCCUACCAACAACACUGUGAAGGCUGGUCUUAAGAGGAAGCAGAGAGAAGAGGAUGAGAAAGAGAACGCAGUUAUUUCCAAGCCACCACCCCUAACCGCUGCAGUUGUAAAGGGCGAGCCCCAAAAGGCUAUGAAUGUCAAGCCCCGGAGUCUUGGCAGACCGAUCAAGCCUCCCUCGAGCCGAAAAGAGGCUCGAGACAAGACAUCAGGUUCCACGGCCCCGAGGAGACCGUUGUCUACGAAGAGCUCAAACGAAUACAUCAAGUCGCCGAAGAAGACUACGAAGCCUUCCGCCCCGGAAGAGGUCACAAAAGACGAUUUAAAGCCAAAGAAAAGCUCUUCGCUAGUUGUGAUACCAAUCCCCCAAUCACCUGAGCCAGUAACAGUCAUGAACGUGGAGACUGAGGCCGAGACUGAGGCGCUUUCUGCAGAACCUAACUUGGCCGUUCCCGACACACCGGAGCCUACGCCAAGGGAUGAAGUGAGAGACACGCCACCUCCGACCGACCUCUCAUCUAGGGGAGAGAACGCGCGGGGAAGUCGCAGGGCUAGAGCUGCCGUUAGUUAUGCUGAGCCGAACCUUCGGGAUAAGAUGCGACGGCCCUCGAAGCAACUACUUGACGCUGUGUCGGGUGAGGGUAAGCAUAUUAGACGAACUAGUCAGUCCUCUUCUGGCCCUUCAUCCGUCAAGUCAGAGGAGAGGCCGGAAUCAUGGAAGGAGCUUCCCUCAGCUCAUAGCGCAAGAUCCACUCCGGAUGUUAUGGCUAGUCCCCUAGCCCAGAAAGGAUCGAGGAACUGUUCUACGGAUGAUUUGUCCACAAGCGUGGUGGUGAAUAGAAAGACUCGAAACCCGCAAGGAGCGGCGGGCGACGUUGAAACCAAAUCAGGCCCUCGAUCAGCCAACCGCCGUUUACACGACAUCGCAGCACGUGAAGCCGAAGUCGCGAAGAUGUUCGACACUAGCUCGGAUAUCUACGAUAUUCCCCACACAUCGCCGAUCGACGACUCAAAACGCGCGAUAGAAUCGGAGGAUUCGAUUGCCAAGAAGACCGGUAGCAGCAAGGGAGCUCGACGUUCGAGAUCGAGACGAUUAUCAUCGGCGAUCCGGGAGGACUUAGAUCCUGAGCCGGAAGUCCAGACCAAUCAGAAGGCUCCGAGACAGACCGGUUCGACCAGACGAGCGACCAUGGCAGCAUCGAAGGAAUCGAAAAGCGAAUUAGAACACUCGGGACUCGAAAGUUCUAUGGAGGGAGAUAGCCUGACCAGCACUUCUUCCGGUUCGUCCGCCGAACCAGAUGGCUCGACUAGAGAUCGCGCCGCGACUAGACGGAGGAGCAUGAUGUUAUGAGGGAAAAGAGGAAAAACAAUUGCAUUCCACUAUGAUAAUGAUUCGCACGGUCGUUUGAGCAAGGCUUUUUUCUUUUCAGUUUUCAGUUGGGAGUAAUUGUAUUGAUUAAAUAAUCACCAAGGCUGAGACAGGUGUUGUUGGCUCAUCAUAGUUCAUUUUCGUGGCGUUCGGUCGUACGCACGUUACUCUUUAGGAGUGCACAGGAUACCAAAUCAAGUCUUCUUCGUUUGUCUGCCAACUUGUUAAUGUUGGGUCGUUUCAUUAAUCAAGGGUAUAAACCUGCUCCUAUGUAUCGUAGGAGUACAUCGUGUUCUGGUUCAUCAGUUGACUCUCGGAGAACUUGUUAAUCUAAAUAGCCUCUUCUUAAAAUUACGAUGACCCUCCUGUGGGCUCUACAGGUUUUGUGUAAGUCACCUUCUCUACGGCGACGUUCUCCACCCCAUUCGCAUCUUUUCUCAGCUGGUAGACGUAGAGUGUGAGUGAUAUACCUUGAACCUGUAUUCUGUCAGUGAAUGGUUAUAAGAGCAACCCAAGUGCCUUAUUCAAUCCAAAGUGUUCCUCUUCUCUUCCGAAAAUUCAGAGGAUGGGAGAGGCUAAAGCGAUAGAAGAAGGCUAU